AUGGCUCCAGGCUCCUCUCCUUCAACCCCUCCCGGCGCCUCAACAGCGAGGGGAGGUGGGAGUGAGGAGCGGGAAGAAGGAUCACAUAACAUAUCUUCGGAUUCCUCUUCUUCUGAGUCUUCUCGUUUGAGAAAUGGAGAUCGACAGACACAAACAGCAGAGGAAGAGAAGGCAGGAAGUCGACGCCGAAGGGUGUCCUCUGCUUCGAGCGAAGCCAACGAAGAAAAAGAGAUCAAUCCGAAAAACAUCGAUCGAGCUACCCGCAGCACCUCGGGCCGCGCUACCGAUAGUGCGCGAGGCGCGGACGAAAACGAAGAAGGCCGGAACGUCGACUGGGUACCCAGCGACGAGGUGACACACUGCAACCACUGCCAAGGCCUUUUCAGCGUCACAAAGUGGAAACACCACUGUCGAGCUUGUGGAAAGGUGUUUUGCGGCGAGUGUUCGACGAUGCGCAUUCGGCUCCCCGACCUCGGCUACUUCGAGAAAGUCCGCGUUUGUGACGACUGCGCGCUGGCGCGCGCUUCGUCCCACACCCUCUCUCUCCAAGAGGACCUCGACGUUAAAGAACAAAUCAAUGCGAACCUGAAACUCGCUCUGGAAGAGAAAACGAAACAGCUGGAAGGCUUCCGCGCGUUUCUUCUCGAAGUCGAAGGGCUGCUUCUGGCCGGCGGCGCGUCGCAUCGGGGGCUGUCCUUCUCUGCGGGACGCACACCGGGAGCGGACACGACCGCAGGCGCUGUGCGCUACGCCGACGGCGCAUCAAGGAACAGCCAGGACGAAUUCGCUGUCUUGAUGCAGCAAAGCGAGCGCAGCUUGCGGCAGCUGACGCAGCGACUGCAGCAGUACGAGGAGGAGUUUGAGGACGUGCGCCUGCAGCUCGAGGAGCUCCAGACCGAGCGGGACGAGCAUCGAAGCCGCGCCUACCAACUGGAGCGGAGUGUGCAUGCAUCGCAAAUGGAAAUGAUGCAGUUGAAGGAAGUGGCGGCAGACCGGGACGCUCUACGAGCCGUCGUGGAGGAACAAAGACGACAGUUGGAGGAGCAGAGACGGCAGUUGAGUGGACUUCAGCAGCGCUGCGUGACUCUCGAGAGCAAGUCUGCAGCGGCAAAUUCGCCUUCUGCCAGCGCCCGCACAGCCCGUCAAGGAGCCAGCGCGGCUUCGCUGCCUUCCGCGCCGGUCGAGCCCUACACGUGGGGCUCCAGCUCCGACCGCGGUCGCGGUCUCUCGGCCAGUCUCUCUCCAGGAGACACCUCGUUGAUGAAAGGAGGCAUUUUUGGAAGAGACGCGGAGCUUUCGAGGCGUCCUGUUGUUGUGGGGCGCGCGAACGACCUCGAGGAUCUCGCGGUGGCCUUCACAGUCGCUGACGGCUUAGACCGGAGGCACGCCUACCUUGCCGGUACGGGCUCGGGCAGCAAGGAGCUGUAA
Messenger RNA from Neospora caninum, 1428 nucleotides. Its product is annotated as lateral signaling target protein 2, related. Gene Ontology annotation, molecular function: metal ion binding. The record is from RefSeq and is a predicted model, not a curated record. The transcript is spliced from 11 exons. NCBI's taxonomy places the organism in Eukaryota, Apicomplexa, Conoidasida, Eucoccidiorida, Sarcocystidae. The coding region runs from base 1 to 1428 and encodes 475 amino acids.